GUCGCCGGAUCACAGAUGCAUUUUGGGAGUUUAGCAUUAAAUACCAAGAUGGCGGCCCCCAUGGUGUUGGUUUCGCAAGACGGGAUCGUGAACCCAAUAAAUCGUGUUCUAAAUGAACCAGCAAAGGAAGCAAGUGGCUUUUUGCUGGGCGUAUCCCAUGAAGGUCAUACCACUCUUCUCAUGUGCUCGGCUGUCGACAAAUCAUGUGAUUUGACAAACACAGCAGAUUUAAAUAAUGAACUGGAAAAACUACAUUGUCAUCUUCCUGUAGGAAUUAAUGUAUGUGGCUUGUAUUUCAUGUCAUCAACAUCACCCAGCCCCAAGAGUGUCACCCAGUGUUGUAAAGAAUUCAUAGAUGAAACGAUAAAGACUACCCUCAACACAGACAAGUUGAUCAUCGCACAGAUCCAUAAAGAUCAGCCAGCAUUAGUUCCAGACUGUUUUUACCUGUAUGAUGUCAACACUGCUGAGGCCAGUCCUUGCCAAGUCCGAUUUGGAAACGACAUGGGAACUCAGGAGACUGAUUUGAUGACAUUUAGAGUGCAAGGAAACCUCACGCUAAACGUUAUUUAUCAUGAUGACAAAGAUUUGCAGGAAGCCCUCACUCAGAAGUUCACCAGCCUCUGCAACAGGGUCCAAUCAUUCACAGCCUUGUAUCACUUCCAAAAGACAACCAUUCUGAUUGGAGCAAGCAGCAGUGACAUCACAGCAGGGCCCCUGAACAGGGAUAGCCAAGCCAGGGACAUCUGCAGGCACAUACAGGAGGAAGACGACGGGUUUGGUGCACCAGCUGUGAAGGGAGGGAAGAAGGUUAAAAAGGAAGACAAGAAUGCAAAUCAGGUCCUGGAUGUUCAACUGCUGUUCAGAUUAAGUCUGGAUGAAGAACAGGAGGGAUCCGCUGGUCUGGUUCCCUUUGUGCACUAUCAAAUAUAUAAUGAAGAAUGCAGGCGGUCCAGUAUGGUUCUACCCAUCGAUGUACCAGUGAUUGUGCACAGGACCACAUUAGCUGUUACAUUAGGAAAACUCUUGUCAGAUGGAGUGUGUCGCCAACUACGUGCAAUGGAACAAUGUUUGAAAGACCACUUCAAGGAGUGUGGUCUAAGUGUACCCAGACCCUACCACUUCAAAUUGCCGCAAAUUCCAAACCUGAUUACCGUUGUUUACCCUGCAGACUUGCCAGACGACAAACUAGAAUCCGCACGGCGAAGUCUUCACAACCGAUUCCUGCUGCCGUGGGACAGACCUGUGUUUAGAAGAGCUAAUGCAUAUUCAUUCCCUACGACUGCCAAGAACGGAGGUUACCUGAUGAACACACACAUAGGCCUACCACCGUCUGGAGUGGAAAACGGUCGGACAUCCUUGGUGCAGGGCACCUACACCUACCACCAUUACAUGCAGGACCAUUUCAACGAUGACAAAUGGGGAUGUGCCUACCGCUCCCUGCAGACCCUCGUGUCCUGGUUCAGGCAUCAGGGGUACACGGAGCGGCCUGUCCCCUCCCAUAGGGAGAUACAGCAGGCGCUGGUAGACGUCGGUGACAAGCCGGCUAACUUUGUGGGCUCCAGGCAGUGGAUCGGGUCGUUUGAGGUCAGCACUGUGCUCAAUCAACUCUUUGCGGUUAGUAGUAAGCUGCUGUACGUCAAUUCAGGGGCGGAGAUUGCUAGCAAGGGGAGGGAGUUAGCCCUUCACUUCCAGACACAAGGCACGCCGGUCAUGAUAGGUGGGGGUGUUUUGGCCCAUACCAUCCUUGGUGUGGACUUCAGCGAGACUUCAGGCGAUAUCAAGUUUCUUAUUCUGGAUCCUCAUUACACCGGCAGUGAGGACUUAAAGGUCAUUCAGGAUAAGGGCUGGUGUGGUUGGAAAGGUGUUGACUUCUGGGACCAGACUGCUUACUACAACAUGUGUAUGCCUCAAAGACCAAUUGAGUUUUAACAAAACUUCAUUUUGUACAUAAAGAAGGUCUAUUCUUUCUUUUUCUUUCUAGCCCAACUUUGCCUUGCCGAUUAGGGCCAAUUAUCUUUUACUUUAUUCCAGAAAAGUCCUUGUGAGCUUAUUUCAUAUGACAAGAGUACAGCCAUAUUGUCGCCAUAGUGAUCUUAUACCCAGAAGGCAUAUUGGCAAAGAUAUUGUGUUUGUCAUCACAUUACAUGGCACCUGACUAUUUUGCAUCUAUAGCUUCACUGAGUGUUUAUGGAAGAAAAUAAAGACAGCUACCCAAAAUGGUGAAUAUUGAACAAGUACGUAAUAACUUGGUCUAGUUUCCAGACUCUUUUACAGGGAUUUUAUUUGGUUAAACAUUGGUUCACUAACAACAAAUCAAGGUACCUGGCACCCGAUUUAUUGGAACUGCUGACAGUUAACGGAAUCAGAAUAACAAAGUAAUCUAGUAAAAGGUUGAUUAUAUUCUCAUUUGCACAUAUGUUAAAAUGCCAGUGGUAAUUUCAUUCUCAAUUGUAUUCAUUGCAAUUCCACUUCAACACCACAAUUAUCAUGUCAUUUGAAAUGCACAAGUUGAUUCGAUAGCAUUGCACGAGGGAGACACAUUUUGGAACUUUUUGUUCUUAAAUUUGAGCAUGCAACUUCAAGUUUCUUUUAAAUCUGGGUUUUAUUUCAGCUAAGUUUUAUUCAGUCAUCGCCACGCUUUUUUUGGUGUUCCUUUCAUUUUGCAUUUUUAUCAACCGUAUUUCUCAACCACACUUUAGGCAAGCCUUAACAAUGCAGAAAAGGAAAAACAACUCAAAUUCUCUGUUUAUUUUACACUUUUGUUGAAAUGUUUUUAUUUCAUAAUUACAAGUCGAUACCUACAUACAGAGGUUAAUAUAAAUAACAACUUGGAUACAGUUAUUCCCCCUUUACACGUGUGUCUUGCGUGCUAGACAACUGGACACACUUUGUCUCCAAGAUUUACUGUACAAAAAUUAAGCAAAAAGAAAAAAAAAUCCACAAAAUGAAGACUUAUUUAUCUUCCAGACACAAGCCACAUUUUCUGUUUCAAUAAAAUAUGGUCACAUAUCAACUUAACAUUUACAGGAUUUAGACAACUGGGGACAUGAUAAUAAAAUGUUAAUGAGGAUCACCUUUUCUGAAGUCACCAAGUAUGAUUUUUUCCCCUAUUAUAAGCAAAAUCACAUAUUUGGUUAUUUUUCAUUGGUAAAAUGUUCAUGCUGCGUGAGCAGUGGCUUUGGUUACCAGCCACAACCACACAAUUGUAUUAUUGGAGGCUGGUACUUUGUUUAGCACAUUAUCCCUGACCUCACUUUAAUAAUUUUCGUAAUGCAUGUAUGUACUUUUAUCUCUUCAUAAAUGAAAAACAGAAGAAUACUGGGAAAGAAAAAAUUAAAUCAUGUUUUAACAAUAAACAUUCGUAUAUGUAUAGAGAAAUUAAUGAAAUCAGAAAAACAAUAUUCCCCUUUGAUUUUCGUUUGUUUUACAAAGUAACACACACCGCGUAUCAAAUACACUCCACUAAUUUCAGCACGGGACUGGGGCAUAAAAUCAAUUUCUUUGUGUGUUUUUUACAUCUCGUUCUCUUGUUCUACUUUCUAGCCAAACAAGAUGUACACUGAUUCACUGUUUAACAAAUUUUAAUAAUCAUAGCAAAAUUUUAAAUAACUUACAUUUUUUUUGUUUUAUUAAAUUAUUUGUGGAGGACUCUUAA
Messenger RNA from Patiria miniata (bat star), 3658 nucleotides. It is a transcript of the gene ufsp2, whose product is annotated as ufm1-specific protease 2-like. Bases 16 to 1932 code for a protein of 638 amino acids. The record is from RefSeq and is a predicted model, not a curated record. The transcript has 13 exons. Lineage: Eukaryota; Metazoa; Echinodermata; Asteroidea; Valvatida; Asterinidae.